AUGGCGCAGUUGGCGCAAUUGCCGCCCAAAUUCGAGGGCGAGGUGCCCGUCUUUUCACACACAAACCUACAUCGCGGGAUCCACGUGCCUCAGUACAAUCUGAGCUUGCACGACUACGAGUCCGAGCCGCCGCGCCGUGUUCCAGCGCGUGUAUUGCAGCCGCUCGCACAGCUCCAGCAGGCCUGUGACAUGGGCUCUGCCGCCGCCGCGGUGGCGCUCGCAGACAUCUACACAUUCGGCAACUACUCCGUGCCGCCGGACUACCCGCGGGCGCUUGCGUUGUACCGCCGGGGGGUGCAGACACGCGCCGACGGCCACGCGUACUUCAUGAUGGCCCACUUCUACCAGACCGGCAUGUUCGGCGAGCUUGCGCCGGACCGGCAGCGGGCGCGCGUGUACUACGAGUUUGCCGCACGCAACGGCCACGCCGGCGCGGUGCUCGUGCUCGCGUACCAGCACUUGAACGGCGUGGGGUGCCAGGCCAGCUGCGACACCGCGCAGUUCUACUACUCCAGCCUCGCGCGGCAGGCCGUCCAGCAGGCCCACGAGCAGUGGUGGCUGGUGCCGGAGGACCGCGUGGCGUACAACGUGCACAUUGCGGACUUCCACGGCGGGCUCUACGGCGCGCGCAUCAGCGAGUCCGAGUCCAGCGUUCUCUCGGACAUCGACAGCUUCGUGCGCUUGCGCGCGAGCUUGAAGGACCAGAGCCUCGACGCGCUGGAGUCGCGGCUCCUCGACGUGUACUUCGACGCGUUGCUGCACCACAGUGCCGGCUUCUUCUCGCCGCAGAACGCCACGCAGGUACACCACGAGAUGCUCGAGUGCGUGGACUUGGGCCGGGCAGAGCACGCCGCGGGCCGGCUAGAAAACCCGCUUGCCCUCGACCGCCAGAUCUGGCGCAAGUGCCAGAACCUCUUGGGGCACAUGUACUUGGCCGGCCAGGGCGUGCCGCGCGACCUUGCGCAGGCCCACCGCUGGCUCAGCCUGGCACUUGCGCUCCAGCCCGACAAGGAGAACCUCUUGGACAUGGCGCUCUUGCGGCGGCUCGACCCCACCACCCACGGCCUGCUCAGCCCGCUGUGCGUGCGCUACUUGCAGGACGCAGCCACCAACGGCAGCUCCCACGGCGUGUUCUUGUACGCGCAGAACCUCGUGGCGCCGCGCUCGCCGCUCGAAACCACCUAUGUGGACCUGACGUACGACUUGCUCCGCACGGCCACGCGCCGCGGCCACCCGCAGGCCAUGUUCUAUUUUGCGGACGCCGUGGAGCUGGGCUUUGCCGAGUCCAAGGGCGAGCUCUUCACGUGCCCGGAGCUCGUGCUGUUCUACAAGAGCUUCGUUGAGCACGCCGAGCCCGUACUCUUGCCCCACUUGUCCUACGCGUUCCAGGAACUUGCGCACGGCAACUACAAGAACGCGCUCCUCGGCUACCUGAUUGCCGCGGAGCAGGGCCUCCUCAACUCCCAGCUCUCGGCGGCGUACCUCCUCUACCAGACGGAGCCGCUUUUCGCCUGGAAGCGCAAGACAUACAACGCGACCCGCGUCCAGGCGGCGCUCCGGUAUCUCGACCUUGCCUCGUCGCAAGACCACGUCGACUCCACCAUCUUGUUGGGCGACUUGUAUGCCAACGGCUUGCCGGGAGGUGCCCUCGCGCCCGACCACGAGAAGGCAUUUGCCUACUAUACCGCUGCGGCGCUGUACGCGUCGGCCCACGCCUGUUACAAAUUGGGCUACAUGUACGAAUACGGCCUCGGCGUGCCCAAUAGCUCCCCGGAUUACUACAUGGCAAAGCGCUACUACGAUCUAAGCAUCAAGUAUUACCAGGACCUGGACACGAUGCUGUUGACUCUGGAAUCAAAGCCCAGCACCUCUGCUAUAAAGUGGGCCCUCUUACGGCUCAGGCUCAAGUUUUUACUCAGCGAUUCCGAAAAGCGAGACGAUGCUGAGUCUACAGGCUGGCUCGAUACCCUCAAGAAUCUUGCCAGGUCAAAGGACAUAGGUGACCUGGACGAGAAGGCCGCUGCCAGGGCCCAGGCCCACGCCGAAGGAGAAGCUUACGAACAACAGGACGACUACCAAAUUUUUGACUAUAUCGUCCUCAUAUUUACUUUGGCGUUCUUUCUUUACGUCGGGUUUCAAAACUUAAGAAGGCAAUUUAGACGAGUGGGCCAACGCGUCAACGCUGGCCAUGCAGAUGGGGCAAAUGCGCCCCGUUUCCAGGUGGAAUUUUUUUUCGCCAUCUAG
This is a messenger RNA of Metschnikowia bicuspidata var. bicuspidata NRRL YB-4993, 2244 nucleotides long. RefSeq names its product ubiquitin ligase complex subunit. The record is from RefSeq and is a predicted model, not a curated record. NCBI's taxonomy places the organism in Eukaryota, Fungi, Ascomycota, Pichiomycetes, Serinales, Metschnikowiaceae. Gene Ontology annotation, molecular function: protein binding. The transcript has a single exon. Bases 1 to 2244 code for a protein of 747 amino acids.